UUCUACUCUCUUUGUAGAACCACUCCGCUUGUCCAUUCGUCCACUCGAAUUAUCCCCUAAAUCCCCUAUAAAUAUCACCUCCAUUCGACUUCUUAUCCACAAAUGGCUUCACUCACAGGGCUUUCAGCUUCCGUCACGCGUAUCCUCUAUCUGACCGGAUUCCCGAAGGAACUAAAGACCAAGGACAUACAGUCUGCAUUCUCAGAAUGGGAGAAUGUUAAUGGUGGUUUUAAGAUCAAAUGGAAGGACGACACUUCUUUAUUGAUCGUCUUCCAGGAUGCGUCUACUGCUAAACGUGCAUAUCUGCAUACCCUGGCUUUUCCUCCCGCUAUCCUGACAUCUGCAGCCGGUGUUCCAGCCUCUAUCAGGCCAUAUGACGGCGAAGAUGCCCAGUCUGUCAUUCAGACCGUAAAUUCUCGCGGUCAACAUCCCAAUCCAACUCGUCACAACAGUCGCUCCGCUUCCAUCUCUGUCUUUCCAGCUGCCCGCUCAGUGUCAGGGCCCAUGCCGACUAACGGUUUCCGUCAUAACGGUACUGGUAGCAUCGCCCAGCAUGUCGUUAUCCCGGAAUAUCAAACCAACGGCCGUGAGCCGUCCCCAACAUUACCCAACAUACCUUCUCACCCUACACUCAAUUCUUUGAUCAGUUCUUCUUUGGGCGAAGCUGUGUCCAACCCCAGUCCUCCGUCGGAUCCCGCUAUUUUGGCUACUAGUCUCAGCUCGGAUUUCAGCUCAUUGGUGGGCGGACCAAGGAUUGGAGACCCCGGAAAGAGGAUGCUCGGCGCUGCGUUGGGCGUGAGACAUCCCUCUUUAGGGCCUCGAGCAAUCAAUGGCAGCGGCUCUCCAACACCUGGUGGUGUUGAUCAAGCCAUGAACGCUGUGCAGCGGGCCAUGGGUGGAUUGGUAGUUGCUGAAUAAUCCACUCAAAGCUAUCUUUCUCUUUGUUGAGAUGGAAUACGAUAGUGAUGUGUUGGUACAGUUAUCAUACGGCCUCGUUUCCCUCUC
Molecule: messenger RNA, 1005 nt
Organism: Lentinula edodes (shiitake mushroom)
Lineage: Eukaryota; Fungi; Basidiomycota; Agaricomycetes; Agaricales; Omphalotaceae
Exons: 3
Coding region: 103-918 (271 amino acids)
Source: RefSeq, a predicted model, not a curated record